Dromiciops gliroides (monito del monte) is the source of this 1705-nucleotide messenger RNA. RefSeq names its product glycolipid transfer protein (gene GLTP). The record is from RefSeq and is a predicted model, not a curated record. The transcript has 5 exons. Gene Ontology annotation, cellular component: membrane; cytoplasm; cytosol. Gene Ontology annotation, molecular function: ceramide 1-phosphate binding; ceramide 1-phosphate transfer activity. NCBI's taxonomy places the organism in Eukaryota, Metazoa, Chordata, Mammalia, Microbiotheria, Microbiotheriidae. Gene Ontology annotation, biological process: intermembrane lipid transfer; ceramide transport. Bases 112 to 741 code for a protein of 209 amino acids.
AGGGGCGGGGAAGGAGGCGGCGCAGGCGCAGGCGCAGGCCCUGGCGCCACGGGGGGGCGCGACCCGGCGGCCGCUGCCGCCUUCCUGCUGGGCCCGAACGCCGACCCGGCCAUGGCGCUACUGGCCGAGCACCUGCUGAAGCCGCUGCCGGCUGACAAGCAGAUUGAGACGGGCCCUUUUCUGGAUGCCGUGGCUCACCUGCCGCCCUUCUUCGAUUGCUUUGGCUCACCUGUGUUCACCCCGAUCAAAGCGGAUAUUAGCGGCAACAUCAAGACAAUCCGGGCCGUUUAUGACACAAAUCCCACCAAGUUCCGAACACUGCAAAACAUCUUAGAAGUCGAGAAGGAGAUGUAUGGGGCCGAAUGGCCAAAGGUUGGGGCCACGCUGGCAUUGAUGUGGUUGAAAAGAGGCCUGAGGUUCAUCCAGGUGCUGCUGCAGAGCAUCUGUGACGGGGAGCGGGACGAAAACCGUCCCAACCUCAUCCGCGUCAACGUGACCAAAGCCUACGAGAUGGCGCUGAAGAAGUACCACGGCUGGCUGGUGCAGAAGAUCUUUCAGGGAGCGCUGUACGCAGCCCCGUACAAGUCCGACUUCCUCAAGGCCCUCUCCAAAGGACAGGACGUCCCAGAGGAAGAGUGCUUGGAGAAGGUCCGCCUGUUUCUGGUGAAUUUCACGGCCACCAUCGACAUCAUUUAUGAAAUGUACACGAAGAUGAACGCCGAGCUCAAUUACAAGGUGUAGCCCAGGCGCGGGGCUCCCCUGCUCUCCACAAGUACCCGAAUCACUGUGAAAUGAAUUCAAGGACUGCUGCCUUUCAGCAACUUAGGGAACAUCUCUGGAGUUUUAGGGAACAGCCCGUUUUUAAAGAUAUCUAUUAUAUUAAAUUAUAUAUACCAUUUUCUAUGCAAACAGAGCAAUAAGAUUUAACCAUCCCAUUUCCACUUUGCCUUAGAAUUUCAGGAAGUCUACAUUGUCUUCAUGGCUCUCUUUGAGUGUGAUCUAGCUGAUUAACGUUUCUAAUUAAUCAAGUCCUAAGUGGUUUUUGUUUUAUUUUAUUAUCAUUGUUAUUAUUAUUUUGCAGAGCGCGUGACUGGGGAAAUAAUGUAUAAUUAGGGGGGAAAUAAACACGUGGAACAUGUAAACUCACUUUUAAGUAUGAGACACGUGCUCCCCCAUUUGGCCGUUGACUUGUAUGUUUUUAAAAACAUUAUGAAAUUUGAAAUUAUGUAGGAUUAAACCAAAAAAAAAAAAGUGUGUUAUAUCCUUCUCCCUGGCAUCUGCUGCCGCUGCUGCUGCUGCUGUCUUCCUUCUUCUGACUUCUGGCCAGAUGUUUUUAAACCUCCAGCAAAACCCAUAAGCCUCUGUCUGACUCACACCCAGGGAUGCUCACCGUGAUAAUGGCCUGGACUUUUUCCUGGAGGCCUAUUCUCUGCUUUCUUCUGGAUAACUCUUCCCUUUGGGGACAGUAUUUCCAGAUUAGUCUUGUGGUUUGUAAGGGGUGGGGGGAGACCUCUGGUGCUGCUGAGACUCAGAGCACCCCUCCACCCCGUCUUUUGCCUUAAUUGUGGCUCUUGGGAGCUGCUAAGAUGGGAUCUAGAAGCAUUUUGGUCUCGAGUGAAUUGCUGUGCUGCACCCCGGGGAGAAGUUGGGGUACAAACAAAACAAAAACUAGCAGAAUAAUCCUUAUUAAAACUCUAUUUUGAAA